Messenger RNA from Rhopalosiphum maidis (corn leaf aphid), 3774 nucleotides. It is a transcript of the gene dre4, whose product is annotated as FACT complex subunit spt16. The transcript is spliced from 22 exons. Gene Ontology annotation, cellular component: FACT complex. Gene Ontology annotation, molecular function: nucleosome binding. Lineage: Eukaryota; Metazoa; Arthropoda; Insecta; Hemiptera; Aphididae. The coding region runs from base 214 to 3603 and encodes 1129 amino acids. The record is from RefSeq and is a predicted model, not a curated record. Gene Ontology annotation, biological process: transcription elongation by RNA polymerase II; positive regulation of transcription elongation by RNA polymerase II.
AGUAAAUAAAAUUUCUGGUUAGUACUUGAUGCUCGAGCAUAGGAUAGGUUAAAGAAUACAUAGGUUUUUUUAGAGGGAAAUGUCGAUGUCUUACACAGACACGCUAUAACUUAAUAACUGUCGUCAAGUUGUUUGGUGUUUGUCACUAGUAUUAUUUCUGGUACCUUGUUAUUAAAAAGUUAAAGUUACUUUAAAUUUGAAUGUGUUUCAGCAAUGCCGUCAUUAGCGUUAGAUAAAGAAACAUUUUUUAGGCGGUUAAAACAUCUAUACGAUUAUUGGAAGAAUAGUAAAGAUGAAAACGUACGAGCUUUAAGUGAUGUAGAUGCUUUUACAUGUGCUGUAGGAGUUGAUGACUAUACUAUGUAUAGUAAAUCAUCAUCUCUGCAGAUUUGGUUAUUUGGUUAUGAAUUAACUGACACUGUAUCAGUUUUUACAUCAGAAGGAGUGCAUAUUAUAGCUAGUAAAAAAAAAGUUGAGUUCUUAAAACCAGCUGAAAAUGUUAAAGAUGCUGAUUGUCCUUCUGUCAAACUUAUUACGAGAGAAAAAGGUGGGAAUGAUAAAGAUAGCAUUGAAAAACUUAUUAAAGCUAUUAAAAACAGUAAAAAUGGUAAAUCUGUUGGUAUUUUUGGAAAAGAAAAAUAUCCAGGUACAUUUAUGGAUGCAUGGAGAACAGAAUUUGAUAAAGAAAACUUUAAUAAUGUUGAUAUAAGUUCUGUGAUUGGUUAUAUUUUAAGUAUAAAAUCUGAAAAUGAAAUCACAUUGAUAAAAAAAGCUAGUUUAAGUUCAGUUGAUAUGUUUACUAAGUACCUUAAAGAACAAAUCAUGGAAAUAAUUGAUGCUGACAAGAAAGUUAAACAUACAAAACUAGUUGAAGGAUUAGAAGGAGCACUGACAGACAAAAAAUAUUUGCCAGCAAAUGUUGAUCCAUCUCAAUUAGAAUUUUGUUAUCCUCCUAUUAUUCAAAGUGGAGGAAAUUAUAGUUUAAAAUUUUCUGCAACUAGUGAUAAAAAUAUUUUACAUUUUGGAGUGAUAAUAUGCAGUUUAGGAACUCGAUACAAAUCGUACUGUUCAAAUCUCAUAAGGACAAUGAUUGUCAAUCCUACUGAAGAAAUACGAUCAAAUUAUGAGUUUUUAGUAAGUUUGGAAGAAAUCUUAAUGUCAAAAUUAAAAUCUGGUAAUAAAUUAUGUGAUGUUUAUAAUUCUGGAAUAGAAUUUGCUAAAAAGGAAAAACCAAAACUUGUAGACUUACUAACAAAAAAUUUUGGAUUUGUAAUGGGUAUUGAAUUUCGUGAAAGUUCUCUAAUGAUAGCUCCUAAGACUACUGCUUGUGUUAAAAAAGGUCAAGUUUAUAAUUUAUGUGUUGGUUUAUCUGGAUUAACAAACAAAGAUGGAGCUGAUAAAGAAAGCAAAGUGUAUGCUUUAUAUGUUGGAGAUACAGUUUUAGUUAAUGAAGACACUGCAGCAACCUUAUUAACUCCAUCUAAAAAAAAGAUUAAGAAUAUUGCUAUUUAUUUAAAUGAUGAUGAUGAAGAUGAAGAAGAAGAUGAUGAAAAAGAAAAUGAACCAAAACAAGAGCCAAUUGUCAGCCGAGGAAAAAGAACAGCAGUUCUAGAAUCAAAACUUAGAAUGGAUUCUUCAAGUGAAGAAAAACGUAAAUUACAUCAAAAAGAAUUGGCUGUGGCUUUAAAUGAAGCUGCAAAACAACGUUUAGCUGAACAAUCAAGUGGCAAGCAAGCUCAAAAAAUAAGAAAGUCUAAUGUCUCUUAUAAAAAUCGUAACCAAAUGCCACAAGAAAAAGAAGUAAAAGACCUUAAAAUUUAUGUUGACAAAAAAUAUGAAACCGUUAUACUUCCAGUAUUUGGUAUUUCUGUUCCUUUCCAUAUAUUUACUAUCAAAAAUAUUUCUCAGAGUGUUGAAGGCGAUUAUACUUAUCUAAGAAUUAACUUUUUCCAUCCUGGAGCUGCCUUGGCAAGGGGUGAAAGUUAUUUUCAAAAUCCUGAAGCAAUGUUUGUUAAAGAACUAACUUAUCGAAGUUCUAAUACAAGAGAACCUGGUGAACAAAUAACAGCUUCUACAAAUUUAAUGAAUGCCUAUCGUAUAAUAAAAGAAGUACAAAAGAAAUUUAAAACUAGAGAAGCUGAAGAAAAAGAAAAGGAAGAUUUAGUAAAACAAGAUACAUUGGUAUUAUCUGUUAACAAGGGUAAUCCUAAGUUGAAAGACUUAUACAUAAGACCAAAUAUUGUAAACAAAAGGAUGACCGGUACUUUGGAAGCCCAUUCUAAUGGAUUUAGAUAUAAUUCAGUAAGAGGUGAUAAAGUUGACAUUUUGUACAACAAUAUUAAAAAUGCAUUCUUCCAACCUUGUGAUGGUGAAAUGAUUAUAUUGUUACAUUUCCAUUUGAAACAUGCUAUCAUGUUUGGUAAGAAAAAGCAUUUAGAUGUACAAUUCUAUACUGAAGUUGGAGAAAUAACCACAGACUUGGGUAAACACCAACAUAUGCACGAUAGAGAUGAUUUAGCUGCCGAACAAUCAGAACGUGAAUUGCGUGUGAAAUUAAAAACUGCAUUUAAAAGUUUCUGUGAAAAAGUGGAAACUGUAACAAAACAAGAAAUAGAAUUUGAUACUCCAUUUAGAGAUUUAGGUUUUCCUGGUGCACCAUUCAGAAGCACAGUUCUUUUGCAACCUACUAGUGGGUGUCUAGUUAAUUUUACUGAGUGGCCACCAUUUGUUAUUACUUUGGAAGAUGUUGAACUGGUUCAUUUUGAAAGAGUUCAAUUCCAUUUAAAAAAUUUUGACAUGAUUUUUGUUUUUAAAGAUUACCAAAAAAAAGUUGUCAUGGUUAAUGCUAUACCAAUGAAUAUGUUGGAUCAUGUUAAAGAAUGGCUUAAUUCAUGUGACAUUCGAUAUUCUGAAGGUAUUCAGUCAUUAAAUUGGACCAAAAUUAUGAAAACAAUUACUGAUGAUCCAGAGGGCUUUUUUGAAAAUGGAGGUUGGACUUUCCUUGAUCCUGAAUCUGAUGAGGAAGAAGGAGCAGCAGAUGAAGAAGAAGAAGAAGAUGAACCAUAUGAGCCAUCUGAUGUAGAAUCAUUUGAAGAGUCAGAUGAUGAUGGAUCUGAAUAUUCAGAAGCUUCAGAGGAUUCAGAUAGUGAUGAGGAAGAACUUGGUUCUUCUGAUGAAUCUGGAAAGGAUUGGUCAGAUUUAGAAAGAGAAGCAGCUGAGGAAGAUCGUGAUAGAAAUGAUUUUCAAGACGAAUAUUCUAAAAAGAAAAUGGGUAGUAGUAGUGGAAGUCGUUACAACAGUUCCUCAUCACAUAAAAAGUCAAGCAGUGAUAAGCACAGAAAUUUUUCUUUAUCAAAUUCAAAAUCAAAUAAUGGUCCAAAGAAUUUAUUUCAAAAAAGCAAAUCUUAUUCUAGCAGUCAUUCAAGUCCGUCUAAAAAUAAAUCAUCAUCUCAUCAUAAGUCAAAUAGCAACAGUAAUCAUCAUAGCAGUAGUAAUCACCACAGUAGUAGCAGUGGAAGCCAUGGAAAACGUUCUUCAGGAGGUGAAAAACGUCGCCAUGAUGAUAGUGGUGAUCGUCAUUCUUCUAAAAAACACAGAAAAUAAUCAUAGAACUUGACAUGGGAAACACACUAACUAAUAAAGCUUAUCAAGAUAAAUAAAUUUAGCAUUACCAAUUUAUGAUUUGUUUUCUUAUAUAUUUUUUAUACAAUAUUUUUUAGAUUUAAGUACAUUUUAAUUUUCUGCAUUUUCAAAAAAACAUUCAAAGACCCAAAA